Girardinichthys multiradiatus is the source of this 1753-nucleotide messenger RNA. RefSeq names its product protein FAM104A-like. The transcript is spliced from 3 exons. Lineage: Eukaryota; Metazoa; Chordata; Actinopteri; Cyprinodontiformes; Goodeidae. The record is from RefSeq and is a predicted model, not a curated record. The coding region runs from base 527 to 877 and encodes 116 amino acids.
UGUAAACACAACCGUUGCGGUGGCUAUGUUCGAGAGCUAGUCUGAGCAAACGUCCAAGACGUUAUUUCUGUUCCGACCGUACAUCGACAUUUUCGUUUGAGUUAGAAGUACAGUGAGGAAAUUCUGCAUUAUAUAACGUUGUCAUGUUAUGUUGAGAAAAUAUUUCCAAUAGAAAAUAACGUUAGCUCGGUAAUACGUUAGCGUUAGCUUCUAACCAAUGACAAAGCGCCUGAGAGGAAUUUUUAACCAGCUAGCAAAAACGUUUAGGUGUUUAUUUGCUAUUUAACGCUGCUUAUAGUUGACUGUGGGGCUUAAAAUAAUAGUUUAUUAUUGUGACAGCGAUGCCAACAUGGACUAUUGCAUAUCCCCUUUAUUCAGCGUAAUUAAUUAGUUUGGGAAAGUUAGCUUAAGCAAAGCAAUAGGCCAUCAACAGACAUCUUGGGACGAUAAAGAGAAAGGCGAAUAAUUCUCUCGCAUUUAAACAAACUACGACAGAAGAUCCUCCAGGUGGAAAAAGUGUGAUCAUAUGUUGACAGAAACCAGGAAAAGACAGCACAGCGGUGGUGAUGAGGAGAGUAGCCACCGGGUGCCUCAAGCCAAAAGGCAGAGCGGAGCUCAUCCUCUCUCCCCUGAGCCAGGUCGGGAUGCUUGGGACUCAGAGACAUCCAACAGUGAGAGCAGCAGCAACAUCAGCAGUCCCGAACAUGCAGCUGGGAGUCGGUGUGCUUUGGGCUCCUGCAGUCCCUUCAGCUCCGGCUUCUCGUCAGAGCUGGGCGGCCCCUCAAAUCAGCUGUCUUACCUGCAGAUCAACCGCAUCCUCAGGGAGGCCCACUUCCAUAGCCUGCAAAGCCGAGGUCAGCUCAGAGACCCAAGAUGAAAUAUCGCUCUCCACCGAGACGCCAAAGGACUGAAAGUGUGUUGCUGCAUCAUAUGCUGAUCGUUUCUUUCAGCUCUUCCUCUCCCAUCUUGAGUCAUUGCAACAUAUCACAGCUGUACGCAUCUGUGAGUGGAGGGCAGUGUCUAGGAGCAGUUCGUCUAUCACAUAAAGUGAUUUUCAGUUGAGCAAUAACAACUGUGGUAACUGUGAUCUACCCAAAACAUUCUAUAUUCCACCUAUUUUCUGACCAAUCGGGUUUACCAACUGAUCUGAGAGCCUUACUGUGUGCACGACUGAUUGUGGGUUCUUGUGUGUCCUUUUUUAAAUUGUAUAUGAACACAGGAGAGAUGAUAAAGUGGCACCAAACACACGUUUUGGGCCAGUCGGUGUGAAUUUUUUAGUCUUACAGUAGGGUACUUGCAGAAUCUGAUGGAUGUGAGUACAUGGACCAGUCUCAGGGAGGAUAUGUCUUAGACUGCUCUCUUGCUUUCAUAUUUUGAGGGGUGGGGGGGUGUUAACUUGGGUAAGACUAUUGUUAUCCUGUAGAAUUAAAUUUAGUUGAAGACAAGUCAGGCCAUAGGACAUAGGGUUUGUUAUUAUAGUACUUCAGAAUACUUCAAGUUGAUCUCAUAUCAGAUUUUAGGCUAACCCUACUUGGGUUUUAAUAUUUUUCACAUACUUUGUACCUUGUAAACAGACUUGAUUAUUUGAUCCUUUUUUUCAGCCUUGUUCGUCCCCAGGGUUUAUUUUUGUUCUUGAUUGUGCUUUCUUCUCAUCUGAACAAGACUAAUUUGAUGAGCUGGUUGUAAAAAUCGCUUUGCGGCCUUUUAAUAGCCACAUUUUCUGAUCAUUGAUCUAAAGUUCCUUGCAAAAAUA